AUGGAUCAAAAUCAGCCCAUAUCUCUUCCCAACAACUGUGCAUUUACAUGCCCUGUGAAGUCAGGAUCAGUUUAUAACAUAUCAAUUAUUCGUCUUCCUAUUCCAAUGUAUGAUGGAGUCCAGACUGGGCAUGGUGCAUUUCAAAUGGAUCAACGAAUCGAAAAUAUUCGUAUAGGUAAAGCUUGUAACAAUACUCAAGCAAGUACCAUUAAAGUGCUUAAACGUACAACGGCUAUGCUUGUGUGCAACAUCUCAUACGAUUGUCUAAUUAUUAAUUCUGAUAAGUUAGCUGUGUUUAAAGAUGAUACUAUUGCAGAACAAUGUACAUUGAACUUGACUUAUUUUCCUGUUAAUGAACACACAAAUGUUAUUGUCACAUGUAUUAAUAUUGCAAAUAACGCUGGUCGAGAUUGGAAAUUUGUAUUUGGUAGCAAAAUUGGUCACAAAUCAAAUGUUGUAAAUGAAACAUUUGUUGUUACGCUUGAACCAUUUCCUCUAAAUAAUAUAACAAGUUUGAACAUGAAAACGGAUGAAAGCAUAACAUUAGCGUCGAUGAUUGUACCACAUUGUGACCAAAUAGCAGAAAUGAAAUAUCUCAGCUUCCGAUGCGGGUUUGAUAACAAUAAUCAACAACCUCUUCCCGACAACUGUACAUUUACAUGUCCUGUGAGACCAGGUUCGUUGCUUUUUGUAGGAAUCAUUCGCCAUCCGAUUCAAAGACAAAACGGAAGACCAAGCGUUAAUGACACAUUUACAAUGGAGUCACGAGGAUUCUAUUUCAAUAUAGGUACGACAAAUGUCUGA
Rotaria sp. Silwood2 is the source of this 804-nucleotide messenger RNA. NCBI's taxonomy places the organism in Eukaryota, Metazoa, Rotifera, Eurotatoria, Philodinida, Philodinidae. The record is from the annotation of a GenBank genome assembly.